Molecule: messenger RNA, 9442 nt
Organism: Nezara viridula (southern green stink bug)
Lineage: Eukaryota; Metazoa; Arthropoda; Insecta; Hemiptera; Pentatomidae
Source: the annotation of a GenBank genome assembly
AUGGCUGAGACCGCCGACGAGUACAAGGAGGAAUACGAUUCCCGCCGCGGGAGCGAGUACUCGAGGUUCCACGGCUACACCUACGACGGAGUCUGGGCCGUGGCGCUGGCCAUCCAGCACGUUGCCCAUCGCAUCCGCAACAUCCGUAAGAACCAGACCGUCUCCGACUUCCAGUACAGGGACCCCCUCUGGGAGCGCCUCUUCAUCGAGGCUCUCAACCUCACCAGCUUUGAAGGGGUUACGGGUCCUGUAAGAUUCUACGACAAUGAAAGGAAAGCAAGUAUACUCCUGAAGCAGUUUCAAAAUGGAACUGAAGUAAAGGUUGGAGAAUAUAAUGGCGUAUCAGAGGAGCUUGACCUCAACAGGGGUCGAGGAAUCAGAUACAUUAAAAUGUCAAGCCCCUAUCUCAAUAAUCUUAUAAUUAUUGGAAGUAUGCUGACUUAUUCUUCAGUUAUAUUCCUCGGCCUUGACUCCAGGCUGACUUCCAUUACAGCUUUUCCUUACAUUUGUACUGCAAGAGCCUGGCUGCUGAUGGCAGGAUUUUCAUUGGCAUUCGGUGCCAUGUUUUCAAAGACUUGGAGGGUGCAUUCAAUUUUUACUGAUGUUAAGCUCAAUAAAAGGGUGAUAAAAGACUAUCAGCUCUACAUGGUUGUAGGUGUUUUGUUAGUGAUAGAUCUUGGCAUAAUGACAACAUGGCAGAUCACUGAUCCAUUUUUUCGUUCUACUAAAAGAAUGGAACCAUAUUUGGUAGAACUACGGCGUAAUCCACAGGGUGUCAUAGAUAAACGCAUACGUGCCACUCUAGGUCCUAGGUCGAAAACUCGCCGAGAUUCAUCUGAGCUAGAAGAACAAUUAAGAGAAGCUAAAUCGUCUAAUCAAACAUGGAGGAAGUUACUUCUUGAGCGUGAUGCUGAACUUCAAGCCCUUUUGAGGCUCCUUGGGCAGCAAGAAGAUAACACCAGGCAAAUUGCACCUCCUCCUGCAGCAGAACUAACACAACUCAAACGUGAGCCUGCGACAGAGACCACAGAAAUUAGUUCUGUGUGCUCCAAUAACUCAUCUCAUGAGACAAAGGAGGAAUAUCAAGCAAAUCAAAUAGACACACCAGCUCAGAAAAAGAAGACAAUCUUUUGCAAUAAUCAAACACCAGUCGCAGCUCUUGAAGAAAUGAGUAGCGGUGGCAGCUUAUCAGUAAUAUCUGAAGCUAAACAGGCUGCUAAAUUAACUGGUCACUCACCUGCAAGUCAGGCUUCUAGUAAGGCUGUUUCUUGGGAAGAGUGUCCAACAGAGACAAGUUCACUUCGGAGGAGGCAGAGUGGACCCCGUAUUCCUUCUACUCGAACACCUCCUCCUACCAGAAGAACUUCUGUUCCUGGGAGAAGAGCACCGGCUUUUGUUCACCAAGAUGAGCUAUGGCUGACACAGAGGCACUGCAAGGCUAGAUGUACAAAUGUCAGCAGUCCUGAUGUAUGUGAAGAAGAGGUUUCAGUUAUACAAAGGUCGGUUUCUGAAAGAAGAGACAAGUGCUGUCACAGUACUACAAGCGGAGGCCUACAACAAGCACCAAGACCAGUAGGAGGAGGAAGUUUGAAAAAGCCAACUCCAGCUCAUGUACAAAGCACACCAAAUGUUCUGGCAGGUGCACUGUCCGAGGGUGAAUUACUUGAUCUUUCUAUACUUCCCAUUUUUCAGAAACUUCUCACAGAACGUAAAGGUGCAGCAAUUGCUUCAUGCCCAAAUAUUGCGAUAAAAUGUGACAUUGUUGAAUACCUAUAGGUUCUUUGGUAUGGUUGUGACAUAGUUGCAUAAAAAGGAGGGUCAUCGAUAUUACUUAAUGAAACCAAAAAAAUCAAUAUAGUUCAGUAUAUAGAUUGCCUAAUUUGAGAAAAAAAUUUAAUAUGUGGAAUUCUUUUAAGAUCUGCUUUUGUUAUCAAAUUUCUUUUUAUAUUAUAAAAAUAUUAAAAUAAACGUAUAAUAACCAGUAAUUAAGAGUGCUAUCAUGCGACACUUUUUAAUGAACCAAAUGCAAAUAGAUAUUUUUAUCAGAAGUAAUAUAAUACAAAGUAUAUAUGAUCUCAUCAGUAAGAUAGAAAAUAUUAAUAUUAAUGUAUUAAUCACCUAACCAAUCAAAUUAUUAUAAGUGUUGAAGAUGAUAAUAUUAGGAAGUGGUUUUAUGUCACCAUAUGCCUCUUUUGGAAUUCAACUGAAUUAGUAUUAAAGUAAAUCUUACAAUCAAAUGGAUAAUGUUUAAAGAACUAGAAGAAUUUUUUCCAAUAAUAUCUUCAGGUCUUUUGAUCUUAUUGCUAAUCAUUGAUUGCUGGCCAUUUUUUAGAUUUAGCAUCUGAUUAAACAUUAUCUAAUGAAAAAUUAAAUGCUAAACUAAUUUCCAAAUACAGGUUUAUCAAGUUUCUAAAAAAGACACAAACUUUUAAUGUGAUUUUUUUUAUUUAUUUAAUUUUGCCUUAACCAAAAUUUGUUUAUUAAUUUGGUAUUAAGCACCAAUGUACUCUAACUAGGGAUGGAAGGAUAAAUAAUUCUACCGAUCUCAAACAAAUAUAGAAAGCAUUGAAACAUCAAAAAUUGUUCCAUGGCUCCAUCAAUAUAUAAGUCUUUCCUCAUUAGCUUGGGCUUAACCAAUUUCCACUUCCUAUGUUAGCAUACCGCAGUGCAGCCCAAAUAAACUCAACUGACUAAAUUAAAAAAAAAAAAACUCUUAUAUCUCAUUGUGCUUUAAUGGGCUGCAAGUAUCUUUGGUUGUUUAAUGGUGUUAUCCUGUUUGUAUCGAAUAUAUUCUCUGAGUUGAGACUAAUUUCCUACAGUUCUUUUGUUAAGACCUAAAGAUAAUAUGACAUGCAGAAUGCAUUCUGGUUAGGGAUGGGUAGAAGAUCAAUAAUAUACAGUAAACAUAAAACAAAACCAUUUAUAAAAAUCUCGAGUAUAGUUAAUUAUUAUGAUAUCUAACGUAAUAAUUGUUCUAUUAAUAAAUACCUCUUCAGUUUCAUGCAUAAAGAUUUUUUAAAUAUUCUAAAAUUCCAUAUUGUACCAAUGAAGGAAGGCUACAUCAACGCAAGUAAGAAAUCAUGACUCGUUAGAAACAUGCAUUUGAACUUUUAAUGUCUUGUAAGAAAUGGGAUACAAAUAGCACAUUAAACUAAAAUAUUAUCAUUAAUAUUUUGAGUUGAUAUGUUGAUUUUACCAUUUAAUGGUGUUAGGAAUACUAUGUUUUUAUUAAUUUAUAUUAGAAAAUUUUGAAAAGAAAAAUUGUACCUAGUAGCAAUAAUUAAAACUAACUAAAUUAGAUUUAAGGUAUCUCAGAAGUUUAUAUAUUUAACAGUAUUAUUACAAAUUGAAAAAAAAAACUAUAAGAAAUCUUUGAAGAGCAGUCAUUACUAAAGAUAAGUGAAACAAACCAAUGGAAACAUUUGUAGCGGAAGAAAAAUAUUUUCUCUAAUGUAUUUUAAUUUAAUUAUUUAAGAAAAAAAUUGAUGUCAAAAGUGCCAAUUAUAUUUUUUAUAGAGUAAUAUAUUGUAGUUUCGAGAAAUAUUUCAAGUGUGCAUUCAUACUUUUAGCAAAAUUAAGUUAAAAAUAUAUAAAUAUGAGAAUAAUUAAAUUUUAUUUAUGGUAGUGAUCAGUUAAAUAAAUAAUGAUAAUAAAAAAUAAAUAAAUAAAUAAAGAGGCAAUACUCUUUUUGAAUCAACAAUCUCCCCUUGUAUAGUGGAAAAAAAAAGUGAUUACAUUUAUUAUUUUAUGUGGCUUUCAAUUAAUAAAUAAUAGAAUAUUAAAAAAACGAGAUCAUAUAUAGCAAAUUAUCAUUUUUAUUAAAUUGAUUCAUAAAUAAAUAAAACUAUUUAACAAUUUUUUUUUUAAUCAAACUUCUAACAAUGAAUAUUUUUUUAUUGUAUUUUCUAUCAUGCAAUAUGGCAUUGUCAAGAUAAUGUUUAAAUAAAUUCUAAAGGGAUGCAUUCAUAUUAUUCCAUCAGAAUAACCCUUAACCCUUGUUCUGGAAACGUUCCAUAGUUUUUUUUUUUUUGAAAUUUAUUUCAUUGAUAAUAAGUUAGGUUUAGAUCUGGAAAUCAUGAUUGCCACUCUAUAAACAUCAGAUUGAUGUAUUUUCAAGAUUUCAAGAUAUCUGGAAAGAGUGGUUAAUCGUUAAUGAUGACAAAUUUCUCCUUUUUAUUAUAGUUCUACGAAACACAACUCAUAAAAGUUAUAAUAACUUAAACAUAACAAUCUAUAAAAUGAUGACUCUGCCUAUUUAUGCAAAUUAUAGUGAUCUUGGUUUUAUUUAAUUUAUUCUUAACAAAGUAGCAUUUCAUAAAUAAAGAAAAUAUAAAACUUCCAUUACAUUGUCAUUGAACACUACGGGUCGUUAAGAGAAAAAAAAUAGCCAAAUCAGAAAAAAUAAACCAAAAAAAAAAAAGACAAUCACACUUAAUAACUAAGUAAUUUUCCUACUGCGUUCUUGACAGAACUGGAAUCUAGUGCUUGUGAGCUGUAUUUUGAAUUUCACAAAUUGUCUUUAUUCCUUUGUUUCAUAUAUUUUUCAAUCUUGUAAAAUAAUAAUUUGUCUUUCUUUAAAAUGUUCUAUAUAUUUGUGUAAUACAAAAUUUUAUGAUAAUAUCUUAAAAAAUAAGAAUAGGAGUUAUCUCUGUGUACUACCAAUGUGUUUAAUAAGUAAUAAUAUUUGUAUGUAACUAUAGAUAGCCUAAUAUAAUUUGCUCAAAAUGUCAAUUAAAUGUGUUUCUUUAUCUCAUGAGACAUUUAAUAUUGAGCAGAUCAUGUCAUUUUAUUAAUGCUUUUGUUUUUUUAAAGUAUAGGAUUUCAACUCCCCAUAUUCCUAAUUUCUUUCCUUUGAGCAAUUUGAUGAUUAUGAUUUGUUUUUAUUUAAUUCUUCAUAUCAAUGAUUCUCUGGCAGUUUUUUUUAAAAAUGAAGUAAUACUUAAGUUUUAUUGAGACAGGGUAUACAAUUAAGUACGGAACAUCAGUUAACGUUAUUAAUUCAAUUGAGUGUCAGCUAUCUAUUAUCAAUAACCAUGGUACAAAUUAAUAUCUUCAUUAGUUAUAUUUACUAAUCAAUUUAAAUUAUCAAGAUUUUUUAUUUACUUUUAAUUUCAUAACAUUUUAAGAUUAAAUUAAUCUAAAAAACAUUUUUAAUAUUUUAAUCAGUUAACAUAAAAAGGAAGCAACUAAAAUGUUUUUUUAUCUAAUCUACAUAAGCCAAAUGAGUGGAAUAAAGCUAUACUCUCAUACACCAUUAUAAAAUUUAAAACAAGCAAUUAAAGUUUAGUUUAGAAUAGAUUAUUUCGAAAAAGACAGUAAAAGUAAGAAAAAAAUAUAUUUUAAGUAUAUAUAUAUAUAUUUUAUAAAUGGAUUAUUUUCUCACAAUUUCUUAUCAGAACAACUAUAAAUUCAAACUAAUUAAAAUCUAUGGAACUGUUGGAAAAUUUAAGAAAAUUUAAAUUUAAAUGGUGUUUGUUUUUGUUUCACAAUCACCAAAAGAUUUUAAUAUUGGUUCAAUCAAUCAAAAUGAGUAAGUGAUAUUCAAUGAAUAUAUUUUUUUUUUAUACCAAUUGGUAUUGUUCCAAAAAUGAAAAUAAUGGCUUCAAGUGAUAUAAGUCAUAAUACUUCAUUAUGGAAAGAAAAGAAAAAAAACAUUAAAUUAUCCUUGAAUUUGGAGAUAUAAAACUGUAAAAUUUACUGAGGGGGUGAUUUAUUUUGAAAAAAGUCCUAAGGUAUCGUAUUCUCAUCACUUAAUUUGUAUAAGUUAAAUUCAUUUAAAUUUUGAGUGCUAAUAUGAAUUACAAGGUCCAUGAUAAAUUAAUAAGUAUGAUCAUAGGAAUAAUUAAGUAAUUUAAGGAUUUAUUAAAUAGAAUUUUGCUAAUCUUAAUUGAAUAAAAUGGAAUCUUUUAUUUUGUAUUUUGAUAUUGAUAACUCAAUUUUUUGAAUUGCUAAACCUAACUCCUUCAUUUCAUGAUCAUUUUAUUAAUAUUUUUCAAUAAAGUAUUAUGUUUAGAAUAAUUUCAAAAGGAUAGGGUGUAUACCCAGAAGUGGGGAGAAUUGCUUAAAAAGGGGUAAUUAAUUAAUUAAUUUAAUUAAUAACAAUCAAUAUAUUGUUAAUGAGUUUUUCAGAAAUUUGUUUUUUAAAUUUAUCACUACUUAAUUAAAUUUCAUGUAGGAAGGGAAGGCAGCAUCCUGUAGCUCAUUUUCUCCUCAGGGUACAUCAAUGCCCAUAGGAGCCUAAAAUAUUUUUAUGUAAACUAUAAAUGAAAAAUUAUUCAUUGACUAGGAAUGAAGCUGAAUUUCCACUAUUUAAAAUUUAAUUGAUCACUGUAUUACAAAGAAAUAAAUUAAGUCUUUCAGAUAUUAAUAAAACCAUUGGUGUAAUAAUCUAUAACUUCCAAUAAACAUGAAAAAAAAUGGUGUUUUUAGUUCUUUGAAAAUUUGAGGGUACUUUUUAAAAUUAUCAAUAGCUGCAGAAAUUUUAAAUGUGACAAGUUAUAAUAAUUAAAAUGAGGUGAUAACAGAUUUUGUAAGCAGGAACACAUUGAAGUUGCAGGAAUAAUUCUAAAAAUUGGUAAUUAAUAAUUAUCUUCUUAUACUACUACACUGAUCUGUCCGGCAUUGAUUUAAAUUAAGUCUUCAAAAAUGUAAUUUUAAUCUUUAUUUCAAUUUAUGAUGAUCAAAUAAUUGUUUGCUACAGCUUAUUUUGUUAAUAGUUAUAUAAGAUAUUUUCAUGUAGUUUUAUGAAUAAUCAGGUACUUUUUUUUCCUUUUAACUCCGCUUUAUUUAUUUAUUUUAGAUGUACAACAUUCUUUUCUUUUUUUUACCUACAGAAGCAAUAUACACAUAUUUUUAUUUAUUGUUGUUUUAAAAAUAUUCAAUUAAUUUUUUAUGUUUAAAUUUUAUGGAUUAUCAAAAUAUAUCACAUAUCAAUAUUAUAUAACUUAGUUCAUCUCAAAAUAACUAAAAUCGAUCUUCAUUAUUAAACAUUAUAUACAUUAACACAAUUUUUGUUUCUAGUUGGAUUUAUUUUUUUUAUUAGGGGAGUUGUGUAAACUUAUUAAUUUUAAAAUUAUGCCACAAUCAUAUAAGUAAAUCACAAAAUUAUUGAAAUUUAAAUAAUAGAGAUCAAGUGAAUUCUUUUUUACAAAAUAUGUCAUUUAUUGUAUGGUUUACAUCUUAACGGCAUAAUUCAUUACUUGAAUGCCAUGAAAAAGUAAUAUUGUGAAUACAAAAAAAUGUUAAUUAGUUUUGAGUUAAUUUAUCUGCCAUUCAAUAUGUGUUGUAGAAGGAAUAAUAAUAGGAAAGAUAAUAAAUAAUUAGAUAUAAUUGUUUUGUGCUUAUUAAUAAAUUGUUGUUAAUAAAAAGAUAAAACAAAAUGAGAGAUGCUACAAAAGUAUAAGUCAUUUAAUGUGAGAUUUCUAAUAAUAAGAACUCUAAGAAUAUGUAUAUAGAUUUUAAAAGAUAAUAUUGUGUUAAUAUUUAAUCUAACUUGAUGAUGUGAUAGGUUAUGAAUUGUUUAUUUUAUUUAAUUUUUCAAGAAGUGUUUUCAAUAAUUAACAAAAAAUAUGUAAGGUUGUGUUGUUAUUGAGUAUGCUUUAGCUGAAGUAGAAAAAUAGAUUUUUUUAUAAUGUUUAUAGUGUAAAUAGUUGAACUGAUUUAUAUGUUUUUUGUCAAAAGAAUUUGUAAAUAAUAAUAUUACAAUAAUGUGUAAAGAAUUGUUUAAUUAAAAAUAGUACGAAAUAAGUAUAAGGACUGUGUUUAUUUUCAGGUGGUCUUAUUCAUUAUUUAAUAAUGUAUUAAUUAUAUUGAGAUAAUAUAUCAUACAAAUUUCAGUGGCAUUUAUCAGCAAUAAGAUGUGAUUUAAUAGAAAUUUAAAUAAUUCAAAAUUUUUAAGAAAAUAAAAAUUUUCAUUGUUUGGAAUUUUAAGUGUUGGAAUACUCGAUUGCCAACUAGUUACAUCCAUUUCAUAAAAAUAAUACACAUAAAUAGCGAUACAUUUUUCUAUACUGGAACACAUUUUCCUUUUAUUUAUAUAUAUAAUGCAAUCAAAAUAUUUUUGAUAAUUUAAAAUUCACAGAAAUGACAAGUCACCUCAAUUUAUAAAUGUUUUAAGUGAUUAAGAUUUGUUUUUGAAUAUUCAAAUUUUAUAGAAUGUUAUAUCCAAAACAUUUUCUAUGUCCAUAACAUCAAGAGUCAAUUGGCAUUUAUAAGUAGCAUCCAUUAACUGCUUCAAUAUUUUAUUUAUUUAAAAUUCUUAUUAACAUUUUGGAGAACAUUCCCCAUCUUCAGAAUCUUACUUGUUAUCUUAUAUAUAAUUAAAGAUAAAUAUCUUUAAAGUCAAUUAAUUUAAAAUAUUUUUAACAUUCUUCUGUCCUUUAAAAAAAAAAAAGACAAAGUGAGAUUAUUUCAGGCUAGUAGGCCUUUUAUAAAUCAAAGUAGACUGUUAAAAAAUAUUUAAAUGAAAUAUAGGAUAAGAAAGAAUAUGAAGAUGAAGAAUGUCCCCCAAAAUUUUAAUAAGUAUUUUAAAUAAAUAAUGUUGAAGCAUAUAGUGGAUGUUAAUUAUAAAUGCCAACCAACUCUUGGUGAUUUGUUUUUGAAUAGUUGAGCUGAUGAGGGAAGUAAAUGUAACCAAAUAUCCAAAAUACGGGGGUCUUAUUAAAGAAUUGGCGACUAUAUGUAAAAUAUAAAUGUAUUUUCAUUUCAAUUUUUUUAAACUCUUUUUUUCUGAAAUCGUUCAGGAAGAAAGUCAAGUUAUCCUACGAAAAUGUUUAUUGUAAUUAUUUUCUGCCAAUAACUUUUUUUGAAGCCAUUAAUUUCAUUUCAGUUUAUUUCCUAUUAUAAUGUUUUUUAAGUACUUUAUACCUCAUAAAGAUUUCCAUGCCAUAUUUUAUGAACCUGAUAUUCAAAUCAAAAUCUUUUUUCUUGUACAUAAACAACACAUACUUAACUGUAUUAUAAAUGACUUACUGUUGUUGCAUUAAAAAUGGAUGUAGUCUUGUUAUCAUAUCGAAUUUAAAACAUAUAAUUCAUAACUGUGUAGUAAAUAAUUUUUAUCCAAUGUUACCUAUUAUAUAAAAAGUGAUGUGUUUUAUGACAUAUUCCCAAAAUAAAAAAAAAAAUAAUAAAAAAGUAAAUAAAAUAAAGCACACCUUUAGGAACUAUACUGUGUAUAUAUGUAAUUGUUUGUUCCUGUGUAAAUAUUUAUAAAUUAUUGUUGACGUUUGAACUGUUUAUCACAUGUUCCUCUUGUUCCAGUUACAUGAAGUAUUCGUUUUUAAAAUAAAUAGAUGAAUCACUAUUCCAUCCUAAUUUUGGUUUGUUCAUUUUAAUUUAUAACUAUAAAUGUAGUUUUCAUAGUUCAGUGUAUAUAAAUAAAUUCAGUUUCGAAGUUUAAAAAAAAAUACAACAAAAAUGAAACAUAUAAUAAAGCAUUAAAAUA